Messenger RNA from Triplophysa dalaica, 1166 nucleotides. RefSeq names its product calpain, small subunit 1 a (gene capns1a). Gene Ontology annotation, molecular function: calcium ion binding. Lineage: Eukaryota; Metazoa; Chordata; Actinopteri; Cypriniformes; Nemacheilidae. The record is from RefSeq and is a predicted model, not a curated record. The transcript has 11 exons. The coding region runs from base 100 to 750 and encodes 216 amino acids.
GCGUCGUAGCUUGUCAGUUGCGCACUGUACUGGCGAGUGUAAGGUUAGACACAUUAGCUCCAGCUCUUGACUGACUGAGUAUACCAACUGUGCCACAAGAUGAAUCUAGCCAAAAAACUCAUUGGAGGCAUUCUUGAUGUGGUCAGCAACAUUGACCCUGCUCAGUUUGUGCCAUCAGAUCCUCCUCCACCGCGCAGACCACUGGCUUAUGCUGAGGCCAAUGAGAGUGAUGAAGAGCAACAGUUCCGCAAAGUAUUCAAGCAGCUGGCUGGCGAUGACUUAGAAGUUAGUCCCAAUGAGCUGAUGAAUAUCCUCAACAGAAUCAUCAAAAAACAAGGAAAUCUGAAAACAGAUGGCUUUAGCAUUGAGUCGUGCAGAAGUAUGGUGGCUGUCAUGGAUAGUGACAGCACAGGUAAACUGGGCUUUCAUGAAUUUAAACACCUUUGGAACAACAUCAAGAAAUGGCAAGGAGUGUAUAAGACUUACGACAGGGAUGGUUCAGGGACUAUCGGGGCAGAUGAGCUUCCAGGUGCCUUCCAAGCUGCAGGUUUCCCUCUGAAUGAUCACCUCUUUCAGAUGCUUAUUCGCAGAUACAGCGAUGAGAAUGGAAACAUGGAUUUUGACAAUUACAUCGGUUGCCUUGUGAGACUUGAUGCCAUGUGCCGUUCCUUCAAGACUCUUGACAAGGACAACGAUGGCACAAUCAAGGUCAACAUUCAAGAGUGGCUGCAGCUGACCAUGUACUCCUGAGUAGUGUGAAUGCCUGCAGUGCUGUUGAUGACUAUCAUCCCAGAGCUUUCAUGCUGUUACUUUCAUGCGUCCAUAGCUUCAUAUCUUGCUUCACAUUAUUGCCCUGUUGCUAAAGAAAGACUGGCAUGAAUUUGGUCUACCACUGGGACUAUGGGGUUACAUCACUUAUCUUUUAGCCUUUUUUUACUUUUUUUAGAACUUGGCUGUGACAUUUUCUAGUAUAUUAUGAGUCACAAAUAUGCAAAACGGUGUUAUGUAUGUGUGCAAACCAUGCUUUUUCUCAGUUGGUGCCAUAUCUGCAUGAAGCAAAUGAGGGAUGUAAAAUAUGCAAAAUCAUUGCCAUGAAAAGCAAGCUCAGUAUGAAAACCUGGUGUCAAACAAAAUUUUAUAUUGAAUUAAAAUAAUUAUAUGAGAAA